AUGGUUUUCGCUGCGCUUUAUCGCGUCUACGCGGGCUUCGUUCAUCCCCCACAAGCUCGAAAACAGGAUGAUGCCAUUCGAUUCGGACUUCUCGGAGCAUCCAAUAUCGCCCCCGCCGCUUUAAUCACACCGGCAAAGUCCCAUCCAGAAGUCAUCGUCGCAGCCGUUGCAGCUCGGGAUCGCAACCGCGCAGAGGCUUAUGCCAAGAAGCACGGUAUUCCAAUUGUACAUUCCUCCUACGAAGAUCUGCUGAAUGACCCCAGCAUUGAUGCCGUCUACAUUGCUCUUCCCAACAGCUUGCAUUUUGAAUGGGCUUUACGCGCAAUCAAAGCCCGGAAGCACGUUCUUCUAGAGAAACCAUCGUGCUCAAAUGGAGAAGAGGCAAAGGCGCUUUUCAAUCACCCCUUGGUCAAGGCGCAUAAUGCUCCCGUUCUCCUGGAAGCAUUUCAUUACCUCUUUCAUCCGGCAUGGCAGAUGUUCAUGUCGCUCAUCCACGAUGAUGCUUUGGCCGGGCCGGUGAAACAUGCACAUGCACAGCAAUAUCUUUUUAAAGGGGUCAUUCCGGCUGAUGAUAUCCGCUGGCGGUAUGAUCUUGCAGGUGGUGCGAUGAUGGACUUUGGGACGUAUACGGUGAGCUGUUUGCGGCAGAUUAUGCGCGAGGAACCCAGCGAGGUGGUUGAGACGCAUUGGAGGGCUGUUCCACAGUCGCAGUCUGAUCGGGAUGAUGGGCAGCAGAUUGAUCAAGCUAUGAAUGCGACGUAUAGGACUAGCAAUGGUGCCACUGGGACUAUUAUUGCUGACUUGGUCACAUCUGGGAAUUGGCCGUUGCUGCCUGCGUCUUGGACGAAGAGUCUGCCAAGUAUUGGCUGGCCGAAAUGCGAGGCUGAACUUGGUGAGAAGGAGGUAGAAUCAUUUGGGAGUGCUGACAAUGAGAAGCAUUUUGUCAAGCGGAAGGUGACGUUGUGGAAUCAUCUUGCGCCGAGUGUGUAUCACCGGAUUGAUGUGGAGGAUACUCACAGUAUCCGUCGGGAUGGGGCUUUGCUGAGGACAUGGACAGAGUCACGAAAGUUGAAGUCGUACUCCUGGCCUUCUGAUGAUAAGCAAAAGCCAGCCGGUGAAGACUGGUGGUCAACUUAUCACUGUCAGUUGCACGAGUUCGUGAACAGGAUCAAGGGGCGUGAGGGCUCUGGAGUCUGGGUUGAUGGCGAUGACAGUAUCAAACAGAUGGAGGUCAUAGAUCGAACAUACGAAAAGGCCGGUAUGAAGAAACGGCCAACAAGCAAUUUUGAGCUGUUGGUUUGA
Penicillium nucicola is the source of this 1302-nucleotide messenger RNA. RefSeq names its product Gfo/Idh/MocA family protein. Lineage: Eukaryota; Fungi; Ascomycota; Eurotiomycetes; Eurotiales; Aspergillaceae. The coding region runs from base 1 to 1302 and encodes 433 amino acids. Gene Ontology annotation, molecular function: nucleotide binding. The record is from RefSeq and is a predicted model, not a curated record. The transcript has 3 exons.